UAUCGCUGGUUUUGUUAUGUGUCAUCGGAACAGUGGGAGUCAACAUCCUGUCAAGUUAGAAGAGUCUGUCUUGAUUUGUUUGUUCUCGUUAAAUGCUGGGAAAUUGUUUGACUCACUCAUUAUCUGUCAUUGCUAAAUGCAAGUAGGUUUCAUCUAAUCUAACAAAAUGCACAGACGCAGGACGAGAAACAACUUCACUUACGUUAGUUCGUGCGUGAAGUACAUGAUAUUCUUACUGAAUUUCAUUUUUUGGCUUUUUGGAGGUCUUUUGAUUGGAGUUGGUCUGUACGCCUUUGUUGAUAAAUGGCAAGCAACAGGUCUUAUUAAAGUUGAAACAAUAUACGAUGUUGUUUUAAAUAUAUCUCUUGUUAUGGUCAUCGCUGGCGGAGUCAUUUUCAUAGUGAGCUUUGCUGGGUGUGUUGGAGCUCUACGGGAGAACACUUGCCUUUUAAAAUUCUACUCCCUGUGUCUACUCGUCUUUUUCCUUCUAGAAAUGGCGAUUGCUAUCAUGGGUUUUGUGUUCCCCCACACCAUGCAGUCUGUUUUGGAAGAAUCUUUUACAGAUAAAAUAAUUCACACCUACAGGGAGGAUGCAGAUCUACAGAAUUUAAUUGACUUUGCACAACAGGAGUUUAAAUGUUGUGGUCUCAGCUCAGAAGGCUACAUGGAUUGGUCAAAAAAUGAAUAUUUUAACUGUUCCUCGCCCAGUGUUGAACGCUGUGGUGUGCCAUUCUCCUGCUGCAUGAAUGCUACAGAUAUCAGUAGUGGGCUUAUUAACAUAAUGUGUGGCUAUGGCGUCCAAGAACUCUCGGUUGCAGAGGCUAGUAAGAAAGUGUGGACAAGUGGCUGCAUAGAAAUUGUGCGUUCCUGGGCAGAAAGAAAUUUAUACACCAUCGCAGGCAUUGCUUUGGGCAUAGCUUUAUCCCAGCUGUUUGUUAUAUACCUGGCAAAAACAUUGGAAGGACAAAUAGAAAUGCAGAAAUCUCAGUGGAAUACAUGAAAUAUUGCCUACCGCCUCGGAUGAAAUAUUCGGUAGGUAUAUCUCUGUUAUAAAAAACCAAAAAUCUAUUUACAAGGACCAUUUAUGCCGGCCAUAAAACUUUGCCUGUGUAACUGUGUGGACAAUACUGGAAGAAGUUAAUUACCAUAGCGUAUGCUGUGUGCUUCUUCUGAAAAGUGAAAAAUAAUAGUAAGCUUGUAAAUAUGAUGAUCCAUUUUGUGUAUAGACUAAACUGUUUCAAGCUUGUAAAAUUUCAAGUAUUAUGUUUGCAUUGAAAAGCAUUGUAUUAUUAAUAAGCACAUAGACCCAUGGAAGAAUCCUUGUUAACAAAGUUUGAAACAGUGACUUGACUGAAUCCAGUGUAGCAAAACUUGAGAUUUACAUGACUAAGAUGAGAUGUUUACAAGAUAGUGCACACAAAGAAAGGAAAGAAGAAUGAAACAAGAGGAUCACAAUAAAUUUCCAAUAUUGAAUUUUUUUAAGAGAAAGGGUGUGUGUAUGCUUGUGUUUAUGGGACGGAAAGGAAAACUAAGUCUUAUUAUUUUACUAUUAGAAAUGCACAGAAGAUAAAACGUCCUUGUGAUUGACCCGUAGGGGAAAUGUAUGAAAUGGUGGAACUUCUUGAUAUCUCCUAUAGCAAGACAUACUGCCCUGUUAAACUCAAAAGUUAACUACAUAAUGUGCCUCUAACCCAGAUUCUGUAGCAUUUCAGAAAUAGCCACCUAAUGUUUAUGACAGCUGGGUAAUUAUUCAAUAUUUCGUUGAGACUCAGACAGUUACUGUCUUAUUGACUGAACAUUUUUUUAAACUCUGUCUAUACCAUUUUGUUGAAUGGCUUCACAAAUGUAAGAACUUCAGUAUACCAUGAAAUGUAUUAUAUUUGCACAUUUUGUAUGUCAAGAAACUAUCAGUCUUCCUGAAAAAUGUUGUAUCCUUGCAAAUGGAAGACAAGAUAGUCAGUAUGAAAGUGAGGAAGUCAGUUUAAAUUGUGUGAUUUCGAAAUUUUUUGCUUUAAGUGGCAGUUGUUGUUUAGAAUCUCAGUACAUUUUACUUGUUUUAUUCAUGUCUGAAGAAAGAAUCUGUAUCCUGAUAGUGUGGAAGUUGCUGAUUGUGAAGAAUUGUUUUCGAGAACUAUGCUCUUAAACAGUUACAUAGUUUUUAGUCACUGACUUUAAGAAUCAUGUUCUGUAGAAUCUCAACUAUGUUGCAAUUAAUUUUUAAAAUUAAAUAGAUCUAUUUUUGAAAACUUGUAUCUGCUGUGGAUAAAAUUUCAUGUGUUUUGAAGCAUUCCAGUAUGUUUUUGCUUUACCACAUAUAAAAGAAUACAAAAAUUAAAAAUGCAAACUCUGAGCUCUGCAGCCACUUUUUGUAAUAUAUUUUUAAACUUUUAUCCAAAACAUUCCUAUUUAUUGAAUAUUAUGGAGUGUUAGUUAUUGCAAGUCUUGCAUUUUCUGUUGGAGACUUCAAUUUAAAUUAUUACUAAAAUUGUUUGUUUUGAUAAGAACAACCAGCUUUACUAAAGGGUAAUAUUGUUUUCCUAUUGCUGUUUAAUUGUGAUAAUGUACAAGUAUUGCUUGACUUGUUUUCAUAAUAGAUGACUUUUUUCCACUCAGCAGUUCAUUUCAAAAGUUGUCUGGCUGAAUGACUCACUUUAAGUAUCAGCAUUCUCAUCAAAAACCCUGAAAAAUUUAAUGUUCGUUUCAAAUAAAUUAGAAAAAAGUGAUAGUUCCUUAAGUCCCCACAUUGCAGAAAUAUUAAUAAUAGUACAGUAUUACGCUAAAUGAAGUAUCUACUUGUACUUUCUCUUUGUCUGAAAGUGAAUAUCUUCUCCCUACCUGUCUUUUUCUGGUUUCUACUGUGAAUUAUUUCCAAUUUUUUUUAAAAAUUGAAAUAUUGUCCUUUUUUUGUUCUUCAUUAUAGGCUACCAUGUCAUCACUAAAACAUUGUUAAUUUCUUAAUUGGAAUAUCGUCAAAUAGUUUACUGUGGUGAAAUGUGUAAUACUUUGCCAUUCUGAUAAAGGCAUGUGCAUUUUCAAGUUGUCAAGGAACCAGCAAUCUGGCUGGAGGCUUUUCACUGCAAAUUUUCAAAAUCUUUUAAGAUCCUUGGGAAAUCAUUGACUGUUGGCUUGUUACUAUAAAGAUGAUACAUAUCACAUGGUAAAAGCAUUUGAAGUCAAAAUUAACUGUCCCCAUUAAAUGUUGUGUGUCAUUUUUGUACAUGACUGCAACAAUAUGUGUUAGUAAAUAAAUUCUGAUUAAUUUACAGAGUAUUUUACUAGUUUCACUCUUAACAUUCCAGUAGAUAGCUUCAAGUCUCAAAAGUAUUAAAACUUUCACUUUUGAGUGUGAAAAUAUUCUGCUACAAAAAGUGCACAAAUUCAAACAUCAUUAAGCAGUUACAGUAAUUUCUGCACUAGUCCAACUGCAGUAUUAGUUUUCAAACAACAUUUCAACUGACAACUGUUAGGGUAAUAAUCCUUCAUGUGUCGAUCUUAUGUUUCACCGCUUGUUUCCAUAACUAACAGAUUUAAAUUUCUGAACACUUCAAAUUGAUCUUUUUUCUGUAUUAUCUGAAACACAUUUUUAAGGGUCCAUAUUAUCUGAAAUUCUCUCCCUCCCUCCCUCCCACCUCCCGCAUCAAAAUUACAAGAAAAAUAAGGGGUCUGAAAAUGGAGGAGGAAACAAACUUAGACAUAUUGGGAGCAGAUUUAUUUUUAAUGAGAUGCUUUAAAGACAAACAUUAAUUACAGAGGAGGAGUGGUAAUUUUAGGACAGUCAUGUACAAAAUAUAAUGAUUUAGGCACUAAAUAUAUUGUAAAUUUCUCCUUUUUUUCAGGUAAAGAAAUAUGUUCACUUUGAUUCCUAAAAAAACUUUCAUUUGACAGCUCCUUGUUUGUGAAUAAAAUAGAUUGCUAUUCACCAUACAGAGGAGGUGUUGAGUUACAGAGAGGCACAAUAAAGAUUGCUACAAAAGUGAGCAUCUGCCCAAAAGUGCUUUGUCUAACAUAGAAAACACACACACACAUCCACACACACAUGACCACUGUCUCUGGACACCAAGUCUGACCUUGAUAGCCAGAGACAGUGGUGUGUGUGUGUGUGUGUGUGUUUUCAAAGUAAAAGUCAGCCUUUUGGCCAGAAGCUCACUUUUAUAUAAGUCUUUCUGUUGUCUUUCUGUUGUGUCUGUCUAUGACUCAACAUAUCUUCUAUAUGGUGAGUAGCAGUCUGUCCUUUUCAUAAUAUUGUAUUUUUUCCAUUGCUUGAACUCCUUAUUUGUGGAACAUUUGAUACUGUAAUUGUUGUUAGCAGUUCUCUUACUAAAGUUUCACUCCAUUUCUAUUGGGGUGUUUGCUCCUGCUUGAAAUUGGUCAGCAUUCUGUAGGACUGUUCUGUAUUUAUGAAAUCUGAUCGUUCAGAAUCACACUGACUGCUUUGUAACUUUGUAUGAUUACCUACUUAGAGACAUUAUUAUAUGUAAGAUGUCUUUGUCCGCCAAUGAAGAGUGUAAUAUAUCUUCCUUCUGGUCUUCUUCAAAUCAAUUUUUAUUUUGAUGCUUUGCUAUAUUUUGUGAUUUAAAAUAAAUUUCCCUUCAAGUUACUUGGUCUAUGAACCAUCUAGUGCUUUCAGGUGAUGAGAAGACUGGUGGUUGGAAUCAAAAGCAGCUCUGAUAUUUUAUUUGUGUGUGUGUGUGUGUGUGUGUGUGUGUGUGUGUGUGUGUGUGUUUCACAUUAACACUGAGGCAGGUUGAAUGGCAGUACUUCGUGAAGCUCCAUUGAGAGAAGUGCUGCACAUCUACUGCUAUGAAACUGAAGUGCUCGGUUCAACACUGCCUGAACAUAAGUUUUUGUUUCCACUUCCGUCAUACAUCACUCUAAAUAAGGCAGUUGGACACACCCAACACUAGUCUUUCCCACACUUGAGGUUCCUAACACCACAACUUGAGGCCGAAUUCUUAAACUUAGUUUUCCAUGGAGAGUUCAAAAUACAUACAAUUUGCCUCUUACUGCUGUACUAUCAUUUCACAAUGAUGCAGUUGCAAUAUAUACAGAUUUUUAAAUUAAAUUACAAUGUUUAUUGCUAACUACUGUGAACAUUCCCAAAACAUUCUCAUAUUUGACUUGUAGAAAAUAACACUGGUUCAGCCCAAACUUGGUUGUUCCCAGUUUCUAAUUUUUCACAUACUGAGUAUCAUAUUUGUUAGUACUUACAAAGUGAUGAUUAUGAGCUCAAUAAAUAAUUUUAUUUUUAUUUAUAAUUGUAGUAAAAACUUUUUGCAAGUUUUGUAGAUGUGAUAACACUCAUCUCUUGAUGAUAUUUUAUAAAAAUAUACAAGUACAGUGCAACAGGAUACUGAUAAGCACAAACAAUAUCUGUUGAAAUAUUCUUGGCUCUGUAAAGCCCUUGGCAUUUUUGUUGUAAAUUAACAUUCCUUAUUAGUUGGAACUAUUACAAGUAGCUUUGUGCCAAAUUUUAUGCAUCAAAUAUUUGUAAGAAUAAUCAUUUUUGGUACAAUAA
Schistocerca nitens (vagrant locust) is the source of this 5515-nucleotide messenger RNA. RefSeq names its product tetraspanin-33-like. Gene Ontology annotation, biological process: protein localization to plasma membrane; protein maturation. Lineage: Eukaryota; Metazoa; Arthropoda; Insecta; Orthoptera; Acrididae. The transcript is spliced from 7 exons. Gene Ontology annotation, cellular component: membrane. The coding region runs from base 167 to 1000 and encodes 277 amino acids. The record is from RefSeq and is a predicted model, not a curated record.